AUGUUACGCGACUACCUGCCUGGUUUCCGGUGUGCAGCAUUCCAGCGUAUCGCGCAGCGUACGCGAAAGCUCGCACUUGAGUCCAUGAACGAACCAUUUGAAUACGUAAAAAGGAAUAUGGGGCUGAAGGCCAUUGGAAAUGCACCAAAGUCAAUGGUAUCGGAUCUUCUGACUGAAAUGGACGAGGGAAAGGAGGCCUUUCCAGAACAGGCAGUGAAACAAAUUGCAUUGACUGUCUUUGUUGGACGAGCCAACAUACGUCUUGCUCAUGCAACAUCAAAUGACGACAUCUUCGAGGGCUAUUUCAUUCCAAAAGGGACAUGUCCAGAGAAGGACACGAUGAUCCGGAUGUUCUCAAACCAGAAAGGCACUUUGGCAAGUGAUGGAACACUUUUACCAGACACGAUAGCGGCCAAACCUAUGUGGGGAUUUGGAAGGAGAGGGUGCCCAGGGCGUUUCAUUGCCGAAGCUGUGAUGUGGAGUGCGGUGGCAAAUCUCCUUGCAGCGUUCCGGAUAACAAAGGCAAAGGAUGAAGCAGGGAAAGAAAUUGAAGUGAAAGAAGAGUUCACAUCUGGAGUGGUCUGCCGACCCGUGCCAUUUCAAUGCUCUUUUGUUCUCCGAUCAACGGGCAGGGAGAAGGCGAUCCGCUUGGGCGAUUAA
Suillus subalutaceus is the source of this 660-nucleotide messenger RNA. RefSeq lists its product as uncharacterized. Lineage: Eukaryota; Fungi; Basidiomycota; Agaricomycetes; Boletales; Suillaceae. The record is from RefSeq and is a predicted model, not a curated record. The transcript has 8 exons. The coding region runs from base 1 to 660 and encodes 219 amino acids. Gene Ontology annotation, molecular function: iron ion binding; monooxygenase activity; oxidoreductase activity, acting on paired donors, with incorporation or reduction of molecular oxygen.